AUGCGAAGCCUUGAGCAGCUGUUAGACGUCUCAACGAAAGUCCUAGCUCAAGCCAUCGAUCUUUUGGACAAUUCACUUACAUCCGACGAUCAGCUCACGGUGAGCUCAAAGUACUUACCUGGAUCUACCAUUGGUAAACACCUUCGGCACGCACGCGACCAUUUCUCUCUUCUUCUCGAGUGCAUAACCUCUUCCCCACCACGUGUCCUUUCAUAUGAUAAACGAUCGAGGAAUACGCCAAUGGAGUCGAGUCGACAAGCUGCGCGAGAGGCGAUCCAAGAGACAAUUGCAAAGCUGAAGGCUGUCGUGCCAAACAGUAAAUUGGAUGCGCCUUUGAGCCUCGAUGCUGUCACUCCGUACGAGCAGACUUUCCAAUCGACGUUCGGCAGGGAGCUGUGGUUUGCCGGUCUGCAUGCUGUUCAUCAUUGGUCAAUGGUCCGCGUAAUCACAGGAGAACUCAACAUCCAACUGGAGGAAUCUUUCGGUUUCGCACCCUCUACACUAGUCCACCAGGGUAAAGAGGCACCGCUGGGCAAAGCAAAGAUAUGA
Heterobasidion irregulare TC 32-1 is the source of this 549-nucleotide messenger RNA. RefSeq lists its product as uncharacterized. The transcript is spliced from 5 exons. NCBI's taxonomy places the organism in Eukaryota, Fungi, Basidiomycota, Agaricomycetes, Russulales, Bondarzewiaceae. The record is from RefSeq and is a predicted model, not a curated record. Bases 1 to 549 code for a protein of 182 amino acids.